Molecule: messenger RNA, 522 nt
Organism: Vicia faba (fava bean)
Lineage: Eukaryota; Viridiplantae; Streptophyta; Magnoliopsida; Fabales; Fabaceae
Source: the annotation of a GenBank genome assembly
AUGACUGACCAUCAUGCAAGAACAACAGGCUCCUACUCCUAUGGAGGAUCACCCUAUGACAUCCACACCUCCAGCCUCAGCCACCCUUCACGCCAGACAGUGAAGUUCAUAACAGCUGCUACAAUUGGUGUCACACUGGUGUUCUUAUCUGGACUCAUCCUUGUUGGAACUGUCAUAGGGUUAAUCAUUGCAACUCCUCUUCUUGUUAUCUUCAGUCCUGUCCUAGUUCCAGCUGCAAUAACACUCUCUCUCAUUGCUGGUGGUUUUGUGUUCUCUGGUGGUUGUGGUGUGGCUGCUAUAGCUGCAUUGUCAUGGAUUUACAACUACGUCUCCGGUAACCGUCCUGCUGGUUCUGAUAAUCUUGAUUAUGCUAAAGGGUAUAUUACUGAUAAGGCUAGAGAAGUGAAGGAAAGAGCUAAGGAUUAUGGGAAUUAUGCUCAGGCUAGAGCACAAGAAGCCACACAAGGAACUGGAAAUUAUGGUCAGGCUAGAGCACAAGAAGGCACACAAGGAAGUUAUUAG